CGCGAUCGAGUGACCAACCAUGGCUGAAAACACGGAAGCGAUCGAGGAACAAUACCUCUCAUCUGAGGAGGAUGAAGAAGAGGAGGAGGAUGAUGAAGAGGAGUCGGAGGAGGAUGAUGACGAGGAUGAGUCCGAUGGAGAUGGAGAGAGUACAUUCUCAGAGGAGUGUGAAGAACCAAAAUUAAAAUAUGAACGUAUUCGCAAUGAUUUAGAGAAGAUAUUAGAAAAACAUGCAGCAAGUUGUAUGGCAGUCCACUCAAAGUUUUUGGCAAUGGGAACGCAUUGGGGAACUGUGCAUGUUUUGGAUCACCAAGGAAACAACAUUAGUGAGAAGGAGGAAGCCGUUCAUACAACCACAGUGAACCAGAUCAGCUUGGAUCAAAAUGGAGAUUAUAUAGCCAGCUGCUCCGAUGAUGGACGGGUAGCAGUAACUGGACUUUAUGAAUCUGAACAUAAUGUUGUGCAGGUGUUCGAUUGCCCCAUUAAGGCUGUGGCUUUAGACCCUAAAUUUUCCAAGCCUGGCAGCAGCAGACGAUAUGUAACCGGGGGAGACAAGCUGUUGUUACAUGAAAAGGGUUUAUUUAACCGAAACAAAUCAACAGUAAUUCAUGACGGCGAAGGUCAGAUAAGAAAUAUACAGUGGAGGUCGUGCUUCAUUGCUUGGAGCAAUGAAUUGGGAGUAAAAGUUUACGAUGUGUUGCACAGACAACGGAUAACAUUCAUCCGUCGAGACCACGGUGAAGGUUUACGCUCGGAAAUUUAUACAUGCAGCAUCUGCUGGAAGGAUGACAAAACCCUUAUUAUUGGAUGGGCUGAUACUGUUAAGAUAUGUGUUGUUAAAGACCGCUUACCUUAUGAGGCUCAAGCAAAGAGAUUACCACUUCGCUUUGUCGAAAUAGUUUCAUUAUUCAAGACGGAUUUCUUUGUUUGUGGAGUGGCCCCACUUGAUAACCAGCUCGUGGUUUUAGCUUUUCUGAGACAAGACUCCAAUGAAUCGGAUUCUGAAUCUCAACGACCACAGCUAAAAAUUCUGGACCCCAAACCGGAUGACUAUGAAAUUGUUUCUAGUGAUGCACUGUCAAUACGAGGCUUUCAAAUGUAUGAAGCAAACAACUAUCACUUAGAGUACAUUGAAGAUGAAUGCAUCUUUCACAUUGUCAGUCCUAAAGAUGUUGUGGUUGGACGGCAGCGUGACAUGGAUGACCACAUCACAUGGUUUAUGGAAAAUGGAAAAUAUGAGGAAGCAUUGGAGAUGGCGAAAGAGAAUAGUAAAGAUUUAAAUCGUCACAAUGUAUUGGAUGUUGGAAAAGCAUACAUUCAUCAUCUCAUAGAGUUUGGUAAAUUUGAGGAGGCAGCAAGCAUGUGUCAGACAGUACUUGGUAAGAACAAGGAAUUGUGGGAAGAGUGGGUUUACGUGUUUGCAAAGCUUCAGCAACUCAAGGUGAUCAGUCCGUACGUACCUCUGCAGGAUCCACGAUUGAGCAAAGCUGUUUAUGAGAUGAUACUCAAUGAUUUCCUUAUUACGGACCUCAAGGGCUUCCAUAGAUUGAUCCGCAGUUGGCCACAGGAUCUCUAUGACCUGAUGACGAUCGUCAGUGCCGUGAAGGACCUAUUGCGGAAGUUUCCAGAUGACCCAAUCCUCAAUCAGACUCUCGGUGAUCUGUAUUCGUAUGAUAAGCGAUAUGAUAAAGCUCUUGCGAUUUACUUAAAACUUGGCCAUAAAGAUGUUUUUGCACUGAUUCAGAAACAUAACCUGUUGCAUUCCAUCCAGGACAAACUGGUGAUGUUGAUGGAGUUGGAUGGUGAUCGAACUCUGCAGAUGUUAGUGGACAACGUCAGUACAGUAACAAUGAAAGUAGUUGUGCAACAGUUUAAAGAUCACCCUAGGUUCCAAUAUCAGUACUUGGAUGCUUUGUUUCUGAAAAGUCCACAUGUUGGGCAAGAUUUCCAUGCGCUUCAGGUCAGCUUGUACGCCGAGUUCAACCGGCCCAAGUUACUACCAUUCCUUAGUAGUAGCAACUACUAUCCUCUGCAGAAAGCCUUAGAGGAAUGCGAACAGAGAGAGUUCAUUCCUGAAACUGUCUUCCUAUUGGGUCGUAUGGGUAACACAAAGAAAGCAUUGAAUCUAAUAAUGGUGGGGCUGAAGGAUGUAGGUCGUGCAAUUGAGUUUGCCAAGGAUCAGGACGAUGCUGAGCUGUGGAACGAUCUUAUAACACAUUCCAUGGAUAAACCAAGUUUUUUGACAGGGUUGCUGAAUAACAUAGGAACUCAUGUGGAUCCUAUUAUACUCAUCAAGAGGAUUAAAGAAGGGCUAGAAAUUCCCGGCCUACGUGAUUCGCUUGUGAAGAUUCUACAGGAUUUCAACCUCCAGAUGUCUUUACGAGAGGGAUGCAAGAAGAUCCUCGUCUCGGAUUGUUUUGCUUUGAUGGAUAGGCUUAAUAAAGUACAAAGACGAGCCACAAGGGUUGAUGAUUUUAAGCUGUGUGAUUGUUGCCAUGACUUGCUCGUUCAAUCUAAUUUCCAGGAAACAACAACGCCUAUAAUUGUAUUCUAUUGCCAUCAUGUGUUUCAUGAAGAUUGUCUUCCAUCUUACAACUUGGAGAGCUGUAUGAUAUGCCAUUCACAGCGUCGAAGGCCGGGGAGUGGAUUUGGAUUGGGAGCAAAAUAACAUUAUAUAUUUGUGGUGGGAGUGACUGAGGCAGUAGUUGUGCUUUAGGCUAUUAACCAUUCAGAUUAGGUUCAAAUACCAUGCUAAUCAUCCACUUGGGCAAAGCACUUUACCCCUCUCCAUCCAGGAGUGGAAAUGGGUACCUGGUGGAAUGUGAAUGAUACACAUUGAGUGUAUUUCAGUGAAAGCUGAUUAUUCAUGCAUGACUAGGUGUAUCCCCUAUGGAACACAUGAGAUUACACAUGUUAGUGUACAAAUGUUAGUGUUUCCAAUCACCAGUGUAGUAAUGCAAAGUGUUUUGGAGAUGUGAAAAGCUCUAUACCUAAACCUGGUUUCCUAAAAAAAAAAAUUGCCACAUGCUAUCGCUGUUUCCUUUGGCAACGCUGAUUGGUCAAUUGAAUGAGGGAGCAUUCCAUAUUUCGUCUGGGGCAGCUACGCCGUGCAAGGAUUGCAGUGAAAACACUGUAGUGAUUCUUUGGAAACCAGGCUGGAUGUAGACGUAAAGUCCUCAAGGUCAAUAUUCAAACUUCCUAAUCCUGGUAUUCUCUUGUGGUCAAACUUGAUCCUCUCAGAAUUUAUCCCAACCAGUGCUGAAAGUUAUGAUGAUGUACAGUAUAAAUUGAUGAUAUGAAUCCAGGUGUAGAGAUUUGGCAUGCCAGCAAAGUGCUUCAAGGAUAUAAGUAUACAUUAUAUUCAAUGAUUUAUAUAAAAUUACAGUUAAACUUGCCUAAGUCGAAUCCAAAAUGCCAUUAAAAAAUUGUUUGACUUAUAGAUUGUUAAUUAACACCAACAAUUUGGCAUGUAAAAUAAGUUCAAAUUAAAAAUUAGGCAAGUUUAACUGUAUAAAGCUUUACUGAAAUCCAUUGGUUGAAUAUAAAUAACAUUCCUGUUAAAUGUAAGGAGCAAAAUUUGAAUGUUUUUUGUAUGAGUAUAUGUUUAUGAUUACCUCGAUUAUAAGGCCAAGUAAAAAAAGGCUUUCUUUUGGCUCACACAUUUUCUGAUCAUAUUAUUGCAAAGUCUAAUCUUGAUUGGCCAAAGUACAUGAAUAUGAAAUUACCACUGUUAGAAUAAUUAGGCUAUUCCAACAACUAUAAAGCAUUUUAAUGCUAAAAAUAUGGAAGCAAACAAGAAAGAGAAAUUCAUUUUUUCUUUUACUUGUCCCCAAGUGUUGCAUUUUUAUUUUAUCUUUCCCCCAAGUAAGUGGAUUUUAUCAGCACAGAUUUAUACUCUCUCUAUGUAUAUAUAUAUAUAUCAAUAAAUAUAUAUGACAAAAUUUCAUGAGCUGUUGUGUUUUAUUCUUUUUCUUUUAAGUAUAAAACAUUUUCUUAAUUUAAGAAAUGUUUUAGUAAAAAACAUAAAAAUAUAUAAUGCACAUUAGUAAUCAGAAAUGAACCAGUCUUAUAGAGCAUGAUGAAAGUAUAAAUACAAAUAUAUAAUUAUUUAAAAAUCUGUAACUAAAAUUAUAUAAAGACACCUGUAUAUACAUAGUAUUGUCUGAAAGUUUUGGUUUACCCUCUGGCUGUUUCUUUUGCAUUUACAUUUUGUUUAUCAGUUUUUUAACUCAACCCAGAUCUAGCCUUUUACUUGUUUAUGUCUUUUUGGUUGCCUUUGGAUUUAUACUGUAUAUAAGGGUUCUCAACUAUAUUAUAACGAGGGCCAAUUUUGUGGAUUUUGAAGGUCCAGUGAUAAUGAUCAAGGAACCUAGGAUGUAUGGAGGGGUAUGUCCACUCCCACAUCAAAACAAUAUUUUUAGUAAUGUAAUGCAAAAUGAUGCAAUAACAAUUAGAUUUUUAGGCUUGUUGUAACGGACAGGAUAACAUGCACUUGCCGACCACCAGUUAAGAACCCUGCUUUAUACUGUAUACACACACCAUAUGUUGAAAUCUUCAUUAAAAGAACAUUAUAAUGCACAAUAAUCAGAACCUAAUCAGUCUUAUAAGGCAUGAUGAGUAUAGAAUACAUGUAACUAUGUAAAUAAUAUAUAUAUAUAUAUAAAGACAUCCCUAUAUAUACAGUCUGAACAUGACAUUUCCAGAAAUCUAGAGGUACAUUGUCAUAUAUUUUUGUAUCUCAGUCCCAAACAUGACAGGGCUGAGGUGGUCUAUACCCUCUAAGUCCCUCUCUAUCAUUAAUUCUGGGACCUGCCAAGUUGUACUUUCCGAUUUUUUAUGUUUGAUGUAUGUUAUUGUAUGUGUUGCUGGGCCCUGAGGGAUAACAAUGCUUUUUGCACUGACCAGGUCACCUAGGGUAAAGAAGAAAUAAAUAAAAUAAAAAAAAUAUAACCAAGACCCAGCCAGUUGCUGUACAGAUAUAUCUUUUUUCAUAUUUAAAUCUACAUAACUCACUAAUAAUAUAUUAUUACACUAUGUAUAUAAAUAGA
Molecule: messenger RNA, 5048 nt
Organism: Anneissia japonica
Lineage: Eukaryota; Metazoa; Echinodermata; Crinoidea; Comatulida; Comatulidae
Product: vacuolar protein sorting-associated protein 41 homolog
Exons: 24
Coding region: 20-2668 (882 amino acids)
Biological process (GO): protein targeting to vacuole; macroautophagy; cellular response to starvation
Cellular component (GO): late endosome; HOPS complex
Molecular function (GO): protein binding
Source: RefSeq, a predicted model, not a curated record